This is a messenger RNA of Lodderomyces orthopsilosis Co 90-125, 849 nucleotides long. RefSeq names its product transcription initiation factor IIA large subunit. Gene Ontology annotation, biological process: transcription initiation at RNA polymerase II promoter; transcription by RNA polymerase II. The record is from RefSeq and is a predicted model, not a curated record. Gene Ontology annotation, cellular component: transcription factor TFIIA complex. The coding region runs from base 1 to 849 and encodes 282 amino acids. Lineage: Eukaryota; Fungi; Ascomycota; Pichiomycetes; Serinales; Debaryomycetaceae. The transcript has a single exon.
AUGUCAAAUACAGAGGCUAGUAGGUUAUACGAAACUAUAAUAGAAGAUGUCAUAUCUGACUCGCGUCAAGAUUUCGAAAAUAUGGGUAUUGAUGAAGCCACACUACAAGAAUUGCGUAAGAUAUGGUGCGAAAAGUUAUCACAAUCAAAAGUUGGUAAAUUUUCAUGGGAUGAGAAUGACGAUUAUGGCGAUGAAGACCCAGCAUUACUGCUAAUAGGUAAUAAUAGUGGUAGCGAUGCAACUGCAGGUGUAACAGUCAAGGAAGAGCCCACUGCCACAUCCCAACUUGAGACUUCAAAUAAUGGACCUAUUGAUUCCAAUGUUCAAAAUGGUGACGUUGCUGGUAACGUUCCUGCAUCUGAUGUGUUGAGUUAUAAUAAUGAUUUAGGGAUAGAACUACCAUCGAUCUCAGUGAAGAAAGAGUCCAAUGAUGAUGGUUUGUCACUCCCGCCAUUACCUCAAACUGAUGGUACUUUUGAAAUGACCCUACAUGUAAAUAAUCCGAAACACGUACUAAAACAGCUAAAAAAGAGACCCAAGACGAGAGACACUAGCUUGACGCUUUACCAAGUUGAUGGGGCAUUGGAUGAUGAUGAUGAUGACGAUGACGAUGACGAUGGAGAUAUUUUCAAUGAUUCAGAUGAUAUAAAUUCUGAUUUAGAUGAUGAUUUAGAAAGCGACAAGUCUGACGAUGAGGAUGGAGACCAAGAAGGGCAAAUUAUGUUGUGCUUGUAUGAUAAAGUACAGAGAAUUAAAAAUAAAUGGAAAUCCAAUUUGAAAGAAGGUGUUGCGAAUAUUGAUGGUAAAGAUUAUGUUUUUCAUAAAGCUACAGGGGAAUGUGAAUGGUAA